Dermochelys coriacea (leatherback sea turtle) is the source of this 4118-nucleotide messenger RNA. It is a transcript of the gene MPG, whose product is annotated as N-methylpurine DNA glycosylase. Gene Ontology annotation, molecular function: DNA binding; alkylbase DNA N-glycosylase activity. The coding region runs from base 3157 to 3966 and encodes 269 amino acids. The record is from RefSeq and is a predicted model, not a curated record. NCBI's taxonomy places the organism in Eukaryota, Metazoa, Chordata, Testudines, Dermochelyidae. The transcript is spliced from 5 exons. Gene Ontology annotation, biological process: base-excision repair.
AAGGGAGUUGGAAUUUACAUUAGAAAUUCAGGUAUUGUCUACUUUGAAGACUGUGUGGAUGACUGAAGAACUAGUAGGGAAAUUAUAUUACAGGCACCAAGGAAGUGGAACCUGUGUGAAGAGAGGGAUUUUUAUUCAGACUUUUUAUACUCUUGGUGCUUUGUUUAUUUGUUAAUGCCUAGCUAACUGAAUUGCUUGAUAGUUUUGGAGGAAAGAAUCAGUAACAAUCCUGUUUCUUCAGUUAAGCGUUGUCAUAGUUACCACUGGAGUUCUUGACUCCUCCAAGGAGUCUUCAGCAAAAACAGGAAAUGUAAGACUUAUAAAUUCAUACAUAUUAAGGCCAGAAGGGACCAUUAUGAUCACCUAGUCUGACCUCCUGUGUUACACAGGCCAGAGUAUUUCACCCUGUAUAUUCCUCAUUAAGUCCAAUAACUAACUAGAGCAUAUUUCUUUACAAAUACAUGUGACUGGACAUAGUAUUCCAUUAAUGGUCUCACCAGUGUCAAAUACAGAGGUAAUAACAUCUCCCUUUUUCUACCUCAUAUUCUGCUGCUUAUACAUUCAAGGGUUGAAUUUGCUCUUUUGGCAGCGGCAUUGCCAUGAGCACACAUGUUCAUCCAGUUUUCAUUGUUACCCCAAAGUCCUUUUCACAGUCACUGCAUUCAAAGAUAUAGUUCCCCAUUCUGUAAGUAUGGCCUGCAUUCUUUGUUCCUAAAUAUAUGAUCUGCAUUUGGCUGUAUUAAAAUACUUUGAUCACCCCAAAGUUGCCACGCAGUCCAGAUUGCUCUGCUGGGGUGACAGGUCUUCAUCCUUAUUUACAACCCAACAUUUUUUGUGUCAUCUGCAACAUUUAUCAGGCCACUGGAUUUUAUAUUGUCUUUCAGAUGGUUGAUAAAGAUAUUCAAUAUCAUUGUAAUGAAAGCUGAUCGUUGUGUGUCCCCAGUAGAAGCCCCCCAGCUUGAUGAUGGGUCUCUGUUAGCAAUGACAUUUUGAGAUCUCAGACAGUUUCUAAUCCAUUUAAUAUGUGCUAUAUUGAUUUCUGAAUGAUACUAUUUUAAUCAGCAUAUCAUGAGAUACAAAGUCUUGCAGAAGUCAAAGCAUAUUGUAUCAACAUUUAAAAAAUCAAACUUAUUUGACAGGACCUAUUUUCCGUAAAAAAAAAAAAAAAAAAAAAUCUUGUCAGGCAUUAAUUCUACCAUCCUUUUAUUCUUUAUUGAUUGAGCCUUGUAUCAGCCAGGAUCAGUGACAGUCUGGCCUAUAAUUACCCUUAUGGUCCCAUUUACUCUUUUUAAAUAUUGGCACAACUUUUCCUUCUUUUCAGUCCUCUGGAACUUCCCAAGUAUUACAAGAUUUAUUAAAUAUUAAUAUCAGUGCUCCAGAUAUGUCCUCGGCCUACUCUUUUAAAACAGGUGCCAAUUAUCCUGAUUUGCCAGUCUAAAAAUAUUUAUCUUUUGGUGAGUCUGUUUAAUGUCCUUCUUAGUUACUGUUGGCACAGAAAGGAUUUCACUAUCAUGUGAUACCAAUAUAUCAUCCAGCUUCUUGCAAAUUAAGAACAGAAAUGUUGAUUGAACACUCUUGUCUUGUUUGCAUCAUUAAUGAUGUAAUCACCAUCUACAUGCAUCAUGGACCCAUAUAUUGUUAGGAUUUCUUUUGUUCCUAAUAUUUAAAAAAAAAUUACUUCUGAUUGGUCUUAACAUUAUUGGCCAUAGAUGGUGUGAAGUAAAUAUUACAUUAAAUGUUCAGGAUGGAAAGAAAUAUAGUUUCCUCAUUUUCUGAGCACCAUCCAGCCUGUGCAUUGAGUAAGGCUGUCCCAUGGGGGCAAAGGAGUAUGUGAUUAUGUAAAUAAAGAAUGUAUAAUGCAUAUGCACAAUAGGGGUGCAUUGAGAUUGCAGUUACUUACAUUCUGCCAUUUCCUAACUUUUGAGUUGAUUUAUUAACCUAAAUAACCUUCAUUUAACAUAGUUAUUUUUUGUACAUAGAAAUGUAAAUAGAUUGGCCAGGGAUUCAGUUAUAUAGAUAGGGUAUUGAAUGCCAUACAGUCUCUGGGGUAAAUGGUGUAAUGACACAGCUAAUGCCUGGAGAAGCAACUGCUGCAGAGAAAUGUGACCUGCAUGAGAUCUCCUAGAAAUAAUAUAUACUUUGUCUAUGGGGAGGGGAAGGAAGAAGCCUGGUCCAAGGCCUGUCGGAAAUGUGCUGCAAGUUUAUUUUGGAAAAUAGAGGCUUCUCACAAGGAGAGACUGGUGUAACACUGGAAACUAGGCCACUCUGCUAUGGAAGGGACUAUCUUUUGCUGGAAUGUCAGUGGUGCCUCACACACUUAAGCUUUCCUCAUGCCCACAUGGGUCUGUGCUCUACUAGCCUCCUAAAUACCCUUGUUUUGGGGAUCUGUGCUGUCACCUCAACUCAGUUUUUGCCUUCCUUUAGGUUGGAAGUCAUGACCCUCACUCCCUUUCUCUGUUCCCUAAACCAUGCAUGUAAUAUCCUUCCAAAUGAUAAUUGAUAUCAGUUCAGUUGAUUAAAAUCCCAGGAUGUUGAGCCGGCUGAUAUUUGUUGUCAGUUUUAGUCUUAACUCCUGUUUGUUUUUCACAUUUAAUAUGUAAUUUUGUCAUUUCAGGUUUGUGCUGUGUGUUUGAAUGUUGAAAAGAGCCUGGAAUGGCUUCAGUAAAAAACCCCGUGUGUAGAUUUUGAAGCUGUGAAUUUUUCAGUUCUCCUCUUCCCCCUUAAUCUUCCCCUGUUCUUCGCAGCAGGAUAAAUGUUUUAUUUCAGAACUACUAAGAUGUCUGGUCUGAAGUUACAUCACAUGUGGCAGCCAGAUGGACGGGAAUGUACUGGGAGUUCUUUCUUACAGGAAACUAACAUCCCCAGCAGUCACUAAGGAUAUUGAAACUGUGACACAAAGAGUGGAACAGUGAUUUUCUGAAGCUCGCACACCAAGUCAGUGGCAGAACCAGAAAAAGUACCCAGGUCUCCUGAUUCCCAACCCUGUGCGCUGUUCACUGGAAUACUGCCACUCAUCUCACUGAUGUGUAAUGUUCAAAAGUUAUUUGGGAUCAUACUAAGGCAGUUUUAACAGAAGUUCUGAUGCAAGCAUGUCUACAGCAGAUGUGCUACCACAGUGCUUGCUAUAAUCCAGUACGUUUAGACUAAUUUUCCAGAAUGAUGCCAAGAAAAAGAAAGCGGUUAACUCCAUUAAAUGCUGUCCAAAGUAAACCUGGCUUCUCUCCAGCUGACACCUCUGGGAGCCUGACAGUUCUUCUUGAUGGGAAUUCCUCUCCAGUAAGCAGCAAAUAUUUCAGUGAAGAGAAGAGGACAUCUUCCCGGCUAGGGACAGACUUUUUCAACCAACCCUGCAUCAACCUGGCUAAAUCAUUUCUAGGACAGAUUUUAGUUCAUAAACUUCCUGAUGGCAGAGAACUCCGGGGAAGGAUUGUGGAAACGGAGGCAUAUCUGGGUGGGGAAGAUGCAGCUUCCCAUUCAAAGGGAGGGAAGCAAACUGCAAGAAAUGCAGCAAUGUUCAUGAAACCGGGAACCCUGUAUGUGUACCAGAUCUAUGGGAUUUAUUUCUGCAUGAAUGUUUCCAGCCAGGGGGAAGGGGCUGCAGUCCUGCUCCGGUCCUUGGAACCUCUGCAGGGCCUGGACACCAUGAGGCAGCUGCGAAGUGCUCGGAGGAAAGGAUCAGCCAAACCCCUGAAGGACUGGCAGCUGUGCAAUGGGCCCUCCAAGCUCUGUCAAGCGCUUGCUAUUAACAAGAGCUUUGACCAAAAGGACCUGGCUCAUGACGCAACAAUGUGGAUGGAGCCUGGCUCAGAAGCACCGGGAGAGCAGGCUCUGGUGACUGCAGCCAGAAUUGGUGUCAGCUAUGGUGGAGAGUGGGCACAGAAACCGCUGAGGUUUUAUAUACGAGGGAACAAAUGUGUGAGUGUUGUGGACAAGAAGAUGGAGAGAGAGCAAGCUGCUGCAGAAUAGAAGUGUGAGGGUAGCCUGGCCAGGAAUGGGCUCUUGGUAAGGCCUGUGCUUUCAUUAACUAUCAGCCCCAGGCUCUGGCCUGGAACCGGGCUGGGGUGGUGGUGCUGGUUUGGAAGCUGUUUUAAUAAUAAAUGUGCUUUGUUAUAAUGAAA